UCGCAAAACAGUACUCUCAGACCCAACAGAUGGAUCCUUGGUUGUUUGAAGCAUCCCACACGGGGGAUGUCGAUCAAUUGUGCUCCUUGGUCAGAGAAAACGACCUCAUCCUCGACGUAGCAUCCCUCGUUAACGGAUACGACCAUGUGAAUUUCGUCACAGAAAUCCUCAAACUAAAGAUGGAGUUGGCCGACGAGCUGAACCAGGACGGUUUCAGCCCUCUGCACAUUGCCGCAGCGAGGGGCGAUGUGGAUAUUGUUCGGCAGCUUUUGAAAAUGAAAGUGGGCCAUCGCCUGUGCCUUGUGAGGGGGAGAGAGGAAAGGAUUCCUCUGCACUAUUCAGUUAUCAAGGGGAGGAGCGAAGUCCUGAAGGAACUGUUCUCGGCUUGUCCAGAUUCCAUCAAGGAAGUGACGGCUCGGAGGGAGAGCGCACUCCACCUUGCCGUGAAGAACAGCCGGUUUGAGGCAUUCAAGUUGCUGAUGCAGCAACUGAAGCGUUCGAACAAAGAGCAUAUCUUGAAUUGACAGGACGGCCAAGGAAACCAGAUCUUGCACCUCGCGGUGGCUAGAAAGCAAUACGAGGCAAGUGCACAAUUUCUUUUGAUCCAUUUCAUUUCGUUGCAUCAAUUCAUCUUCUCUGUUGUUCACAGAUGAAGCAAAUAGAAUUAUUAGGCUCCAUUUGUUUCACGAUUUGAAAAGUAUUUUUCUGAAAAUGAUCGGGUUGCGACUACGAUGCCAAAAUGGAGAACUGUGAUGCCGUGAUGGAGGGUCGGGGGCAAGGCGGCGAGCGAUUAUGAUGAGGCGACCGAGAGCAAGCAAAGAUCAAGAAGCAGAGACCGAGCAAGGGGGAGGAGGGGGCGACUGCUAGAGUUUUUGGGUUGCUACUUUAUGAGGUUCCUUUUUAGGUUUUAGGAAGAAGAGCGAGGGGGAGGAGGAGACAGCUACUGAGGGAAAAAACGAGAGCCUAAGGGUGAAACGAAUUUGUGAUUUUUUUUUCUUUUCAUUUUUGGAAGGAGGAUAGGAUAGAGCCUCGUAGAUAGUGAUUUCAAUUUUCAAUAAGGAAGUGACAGGCGCCAAGCGAUGGGUCGGGCAAGGGAAGAAACUAGAGGAUGAAAUAAAUGGAUGGGGCCCAUUACCCUCGCAAAAGAAAAAGUACUGAAUAAUAGAUAGAUUUAUUAAUAAAUAGGUAAGGCUAAUAAAAUAAAUAGGUGGGUUAAAAAGUCAUUUCCAAAAAUAAAAGCAUCAGAUGUUAAAUAAUAAUAAAUUUUAAUCAUCAUAGAAAAUCAUAAAUUUAUUUCAAUUAGUUGACUCUAAUUUCUCAUUAGUCAUUUGUUUCAUUGAUAACUUUUGUUAAAGUUCAAAAAUGUCUUCCCAAUUUCUUAUGAAUAAAUUGAUUAAUGUUAUUAGUAUAAAUUCAUUCUAGACUCUUUUUAUUAUUUAGUUAUAUAUAUAUAAAUAAUCGUUUAAUAUACAAUAUUUUUCAACGUGUCGAAGUUCUCUAUUUCUUGAGAAAUAACGUAUUGGAGUAUCCUGUUGUAUCGUGUCGUGUCACAUGUCACAUAUUACAUAUUUGUGUCAAUGCUAUUUAACUAAUGAUCUAUUGUGAUGAAAGCAAAUAUGAGAACCAUUUGUCCCAGGGACACUUUUCUUGCAAGAGAAGGCAGUCUCCUAGCUACUAUACUCUAGGGCAUCGAAGAAGAAAGAAACAAUUCCAUUUUUCGCAAACAGAAACCUAACCCGAAGACACUCGUCAGCUUAGCAAUAGCAGAAAAUCUUUGCUUUACUAAUCAGGCAAAAUUUAAGGAAAAAGUGCAUGUUGAUGAGUGCCUCUUACCUCAUAUCUGAAAGGGUCCCGAUAGAUGAUGCGCUUAAAAUCAACAUUGAUGAAUCUUCAUUUUUGGACACAUCGGUCGGAGCUAUCGGCUGUGUUUGCCAGAAUAAAGAUGGAGAAUUGGUGCAUGGGUUCGUGAGAUUGGUGAGAUUGAGCUCCGCCGAGCAGGGAGACAAUAGAUAUGGUCGAAACCCUAAAGUACCUCCAUGCCCGCACUGAACAGAUGUUGGAGCUGGAGUUUGACUAGCCAUCAACACACACUCACAGCCACCGUCGCCGCCCAGGUUACCGCCGUCGCCGUCGCCGAGGAAUAAGUGAAGACCCUCUAGCUUGGCGACUUGCAGUACUGGGUUGACGAUUCUUAUCUCUACGGCUACUUCUUUCACACUGGCGAGAUACUUCCUCCGAUUAAACGGUGAUCAAGAUUGGUCCGGUUGUCAUUUUCCUAGUGUGAAAUUGAAUUCAGUUUAAAUACCAUCAACUGUGCUAGUAGUCUAGCCAUUCAUUUUGACGCCCAAAGAAGUAUCGCAAAACAGUCUUCUCCGACUUAGCAGAUGGAUCCUAGGUUGUUUGAAGCAUCCCAAACAGGGAAUGUCGAUCAAUUGUACUCCUUGGUCAGAGAAAACGUCCUCAUCCUCGACGUAGCAUCCCUCGUCGAUGGAUACAACCCUCUACAUGUUGCCUCGUUGGCCGGCCACGUGAAUUUCGUCAGAGAAAUCCUCAAACUGAAGAUGGAGUUGGCCGACGAGCUGAACCAGGACGGUUUCAGCCCUCUGCACAUCGCCGCGGCAAGGGGCGAUGUGGAUAUUGUUCGGGAGCUUUUGAAAGUGGGCAGUCGCCUGUGCCUUGUGAAGGGGAGAGAGGAAAGGAUUCCUCUGCACUAUUCAGUCAUCAAGGGGAGGAGCGAAGUCCUGAAGGAACUGGUCUUGGCUUGUCCAGAUUCCAUCGAGGAAGUGACGGCUCGGAGGGAGAGCGCACUCCACCUUGCCGUGAAGAACAGCCGGUUUGAGGCACUCAAAUUGCUGGUGCAGCAGCUGAAGCUUUCGAACAAAGAGCAUAUCUUGAAUUGGCAGGACGGCCAAGGAAACCGGAUCUUGCACCUUGCGGUGGCUAGAAAGCAAUACGAGGUAGUCAAGUUCCUUCUCUCGGGCGAUGCAAUUGACAAAGAUAUGAUCGAAGUGAACGCCAGAAAUGAGGCGGGUUUAACGCCUCUAGACUCCCUAUUGCUCGUCAACAAUGAAGCGAGUGAUGUGGAAAUUGUGGAAAUCCUCACACGAUCUGGAGCCACGAGAGGAACGGGAUUGCCUUCUGGUUCUAUGGUAACUGUGGCGACUGAAGAACCACAACCCCAAACCGAUCAAUCAAAUGAAAAUGGCCGCCGAUCACGCCGAACGUGGACCGACCGUUGCCCAUGUUUCUUGAAGGUUAGUCAUGAGAGAGACGAAUGGUUCGAGGAAUUCCAGUACAAGAAAGGGAGGGACUCCCCGGGUGAUGUACGGAACGCCUUGCUCGUCAUCGCCGCUCUCAUCGCGACUGCUACCUAUCAAGCCGUGCUUCAGCCCCCAGGCGGACUUUGGCAGGCCGAUUCAGGGCCCUCGACUAACGGGACCAAUGCCACGACAAAUGGGACCGCAUCGUACAAAGCCGGCCAGUCAGUUUUGGGGACGACUAACGAGGUCGCAUUCAUGGUCUUCCUGAUCUUCAACACAACCGGAUUCUUUGCCUCCCUCCAGAUGAUCUACAUUCUCACGUGGGGAUUCCCGAUGCAGAGGGAGCUGCGAGUCGCGAUGCUCGCCCUGAUAAUGACGUACGACUUUCUGAUGCCCAAACUCGCCCCCAACGCUUUCGUCGGCAGAUUCUUCUUUGGUCUCUCGAUAGCUGUGCCUUUCAUGUUGGGGAUCCUCGGUGUGUGGCCAUUAAAAUGUACUAGGCGGCCCCGACACGCGGUUUAGCUAAGACCGAGGGAUGUCCUACGCAUGCCUACCUUGGUUUCUUGCAGCUCCAGAACUUGAGAGAGAUCGGUUCAUGGAGAACGAAGCCACCGUUGUUGCAGUGCUAAGUUUUCAGUCUAUGUUAAAGCCUGCGUUUACCCACGAGAACAUAAGGGGUUUACCAGCAGAAUUUUCUGCAUUUUCUGUAUUUGACUACUGUUAUUCAUUUCGGAUCUAGAAAAAUCACCUACGAAAA
Molecule: messenger RNA, 4017 nt
Organism: Eucalyptus grandis
Lineage: Eukaryota; Viridiplantae; Streptophyta; Magnoliopsida; Myrtales; Myrtaceae
Product: ankyrin repeat-containing protein BDA1
Exons: 4
Coding region: 2385-3782 (465 amino acids)
Molecular function (GO): protein binding
Source: RefSeq, a predicted model, not a curated record